Alternaria arborescens is the source of this 1560-nucleotide messenger RNA. RefSeq lists its product as hypothetical. Gene Ontology annotation, molecular function: carbohydrate:proton symporter activity. Gene Ontology annotation, cellular component: membrane. NCBI's taxonomy places the organism in Eukaryota, Fungi, Ascomycota, Dothideomycetes, Pleosporales, Pleosporaceae. The record is from RefSeq and is a predicted model, not a curated record. Gene Ontology annotation, biological process: carbohydrate transport; transmembrane transport. The transcript is spliced from 4 exons. The coding region runs from base 1 to 1560 and encodes 519 amino acids.
AUGGACAGCAAACAGGAUAUCGGAGUUGAUCAUCGAGAGGAUGUUGAUCACCACGGCCAACCAGAAGAAGACAUGCGGCCGUGGUACCAUCAGCCCGAACUGCGAAAGCUGUACUUGCUGAUGCCAUUUUUGUUCCUCGGUUCUACUACCCUAGGGUACGAUGGCAGUCUCCUCAAUGGUCUACAGACUAUGCCAGCAUGGAAAGAGUUUUUCCAUCACCCCACAGGAUCACGUCUCGGCCUCCUGGGUGCAUUCCCGGGAUUCGGCGGCUUCGCAGUUCUCCUAUUUACACCCUACAUCGCCGACAUGAUGGGACGCAGGCUAGGAACAGCGAUCGGUUGCCUCCUAGUCAUUAUGGGCUCGAUCAUCCAAGCCUUUCCACGCAAAGAUAACCCAGACGCCAUGUUUCUGGCCGGCAGAUUCAUCAUGGGGAUGGGUAGCAACAUUUCGAAUGCGACAUGCCCACUUCUGAUUACUGAGGUUGCGCAUCCGCGACAUCGAGGUAGGGUAACGACCGUAUACAAUACCCUGUGGUAUCUAGGUGCUAUCAUCGCGGCGUGGACGACGUACGGUACCUUGACUCACAUCUCUUCCGAUCUAUCGUGGCGUCUUCCGGUCGGACUUCAGUGCGCCAUGCCUGGGAUUCAGCUUCUUUCCCUAUACCUUCUUCCGGAAUCGCCGCGUUGGCUAGUCAGCAAGAAUAAGCACUCUGCCGCUAAGAAGAUACUCACAAAAUAUCACGGGAAUGGAGCCGAGACCGACUUUGUAAAUUGGGAAUACAACGAGAUAAGUCUAACUCUGGAGGCUGAGAAGGCCGCGAGUGCCUCCAGUGGGUGGUACGAAUUAGUCCGGACCCCUGGCAAUCGGAAGCGCUGCUUGCUGAUCAUCCUCACUGCCAUCUUCUCGCAAUGCUCGGGCAACGGGCUUGUGAGCUACUACCUCGCAGCGGUCCUUCAGACUAUCGGCAUAACCAACUCCUCCGAUCAAGCGCUCAUCAAUGGUGGUCUAACAAUCUGGUGUUGGCUCGUUUCUCUCGGAUGCGCUUUCCUUGUUGAUCGAGUGGGGCGACGAACACUUUUCUUGAGUGCCGGUAUCGGUAUGCUUAUCGCCUUCACCAUCUGGACCGCAUGCAGCGCGGUGUACGCGCAGACUGGAAACUCAAGUGCUGGUUCCGCAGUUCUCGCAAUGAUCUUCCUCUUCUAUGGGGCCGCCGGUAUCGCCUGGCCUGGCCUAACAGUUUCCUACACCGUCGAAAUCCUCCCUUUCAAUAUCCGCGCCAAAGGCCUCACACUUUGUUUCGUGUUUACGUCGCUGGCCGGUAUUUUCAACCAGUACGUGAACCCAAUUGGUAUUGAAGCAUUAGGCUGGAAGUUCUAUAUCGUAUACGUUGUGGUGUUGGUAUUGGAGUGCUUGGCCAUCUACUUCCUGUACGUCGAGACGAAAGGUCCGGCUUUGGAAGAGAUCGCGUUGCUAUUCGAUGGUGAUAGUGCUAAUGUCGCGGGGACCAACCUUGCAUUAGACCAGAACGGAGGAUUGAAAGAGCUCAAGCAUGGAGAGUAA